This is a messenger RNA of Homarus americanus (American lobster), 741 nucleotides long. Its product is annotated as zinc finger BED domain-containing protein 5-like. NCBI's taxonomy places the organism in Eukaryota, Metazoa, Arthropoda, Malacostraca, Decapoda, Nephropidae. The coding region runs from base 1 to 741 and encodes 246 amino acids. The transcript has 2 exons. The record is from RefSeq and is a predicted model, not a curated record.
AUGUCAGCAGACAUCAAAAAACAAGUAGUAGCUGCCAUCAAGGAAAGGGGAAAAUUCAGCUUGCAGUUGGAUGAGUCAACUGACGUCAGGGACGAUGCACAGCUCUUGGUAUAUGCGCGGUACCAAGGGAAGAGCGACAUGGAAGAGAACUUCCUGUUCUGUAAACGACUGGAGACGACAACAACAGGUAAUCAGAUGUGCUCUGAUAUGGGGUCGGAGUAUGAACACCUGCUUUACUACUCUGCCGUCAGGUGGCUGUCUCGAGGGAAAGUGCUCCAGAGAGUGUUUGAAAUGCGUACACAGGUUGAAAUCUUCUUGAACGAGAAGAAACACGCACUGGCAUCAAGGCUUUCGGAACCAAGGUGGUUGCUUCAGCUGGCAUAUCUGGCAGAUAUAUUCUCUGAGUUGAAUUUGCUGAACAUGUCCAUGCACGGAAGGGAUGAAACUUAUCUCACUUUGUCAGAAAAACUCAAGGCAUUCAAGGCGAAGCUGAGAUUGUGGAAGGGAAAGAUUGAACGGGAGAAAGCUGCGUUCUUUCCACUCUUGAACCUUUUUCUCGAAGAUGAAGAAGACGUCUCACUUCUGGACAUACAAAAUAUCAUUGUUGAGCAUCUUGAGAAGUUGAGUGAUGAGUUCGACAGGUAUAUUCCGGAUGAAGAAUUGCACGAGAAAUAUAAAUGGGUGCGCAGACCCUUCAAUGUCCAAGUCGAAGACCUCUCAGAAGAAGAGUCUUCCAUUUAA